Messenger RNA from Arabis nemorensis, 1218 nucleotides. NCBI's taxonomy places the organism in Eukaryota, Viridiplantae, Streptophyta, Magnoliopsida, Brassicales, Brassicaceae. The record is from the annotation of a GenBank genome assembly.
AUGACAUCAUCAUCAUUAUCGUCGAUGAUGUCAGACUGGUCUCUACUCCCCGAAGAGCUACUGCACAUUAUCUCGACUUAUCUGGAGGACUGUUUCGAUCUUCUUCAUGCUCGGUCUGUUUGCAGCUCGUGGCGAUCCACAUUACCUUUCCCUUUUUCCUUAUUACGGCCAAGUUACUCUCUUCCCACAUUCGCCGAGUUCCCUUACGUAAGCGAAGACUUGUACACCCUCCAGAAGAUCCCUUUGUUUCUCUUCAGAGUCAAAACUCCUCAUGGUACUGCCGCUAUAUCGACUUCUGAGUAUUUUCUGGUGGGAGGAAUAGGCCGAGAUAAGUCCGAGGAUCAAAUGGAUCUUCCAUCUCCUGUUGAGUGCUCAGUAAAGGUGAACAUCCCAAGAACUGAGCCAACCUCGAUGAACAUGCACAACUGCCAGAUCCUCCCUUUGGGCCAUCAGUACAGAAUGAUCGGUUGGGAACCGGAAUCAUGGACAACAAAAAACAGAGGCGUGGCUUUUAUUCCACUUAACAAGGAGAAAGGAGUAGGAGGAGAAUUCGUUGUGCUCCUAAACUACACUAGAGUUUUGUUGGUUUUAAGAAGUGCAGAAAUGAGAUGGAUGCGCGUUAAGAAAGUCUCAGAGGCUUCAUGCUCGGAUUUAGUCGCCUUUAGAGGCAAAUUUUAUGCAACCUUUCUUAAUGAGGACAUUUUCGUUUACGAUCCUUAUACGCUGAUAGGGACUCCCCUAAAGCCCUCUCAUCCUCUGAGGCCAAGCAAUCAUCUGGUUCGAUCUGGUGAUGAUGAUGAACUAUUCCUGGUUGAGCAUUUCAACCCAUAUCCUGAAGCUGAGGUUCUAGAUUUUAAUCGAUUCGCAUGUAGAGUGAGUAUGCUAGAUGAGGAGGCUGGUAACUGGGUCGAGGUCAGUGAUAUAGGAGACCGCGUGUUGUUUAUUGGACACUAUGAUAAUGUCUCAUGCUCGGCGAAGGAGCUUCCUAAUGGUUGUGGUGUGAGUGGGAAUUCAAUUGUGUUCACUAAUAUGGGCCCUGUAACUUACGCCUAUAAAUAUGGAGUUGAUACAGGACGAGAAGAGGACGAACUCAAUUGUUGGAGAACAUUGAGAGAGAAUCGUGUGACGAUCCUUAAUACAUCUACCGUGGUGCCUGUCGGAGAUAAUCGUGUGAUGAGGCUCACAUCUCCGGUGCUGGCUCUCCGGGUUGAGCUCUGA